Messenger RNA from Loa loa (African eye worm), 2943 nucleotides. Its product is annotated as WH2 domain-containing protein family protein. The record is from RefSeq and is a predicted model, not a curated record. The transcript has a single exon. The coding region runs from base 1 to 2943 and encodes 980 amino acids. NCBI's taxonomy places the organism in Eukaryota, Metazoa, Nematoda, Chromadorea, Rhabditida, Onchocercidae. Gene Ontology annotation, molecular function: actin binding.
AUGUAUCUAGCUCGACCGGUGCAAAUGGGCCAGCAUAAUCUGGCUCGUAAUACGUCAAAAUCGCGAGCACCACCUCCUCCACCAAUAGCACCCCCGCCACCUGAGUUACCACAAAAAUUGAAAGAGAAAUCGAAGCCAGCUCCUCAAUUGGUAGCGGUGAAGCCGAUAUUUGAUCGAGACAAGCUUUUGGAUGAAGUUCGUUGCGGUGUGCAAUUGAGGCAUACGCUUACCAACGACAAAAGUGCACCGACUGGUGUUGGACGUGUACGAAGUGGUGGUUAUUCACCUCCACCUGAUUCUGUCGCUUCCACUUCUGCGUAUAAUAAUCGACCAGAUGCUAAGAAACCUGUUUUUUAUGGAAAAAAUAUCGAGAACACAAAUGUACCGCCGGUACCACUGGCACCGCCACCUCCAAAAGCACCACCACCUGCAGCUCUACUGAAACUUGGCGGUAGCGCCAAGUUUGACCGCGAUAAAUUGCUCAACGAAAUUCACGGUGGUGUACAAUUGCGCAAAACUGUAACCAAUGACCGAAGUGCCCCUAUUGGUGUCGGAAUUGUGCGUAAUGAUUUGAGCCGUACAGCAUCUCCCGUUCCAGAAACAUUUGCGUUAUCAAACUCAACGACAAAUCUUGCCGCUACAUCUGUCCCACCACCACCUGUGCCACCUUCACCGUCACCGGACUUCCUAUCAUCUCAUGUGCAGCAGAAUAAAACCACGAAACCGAUCACAAAUCCUGCACUGCUAAAGCUUGGCGGUAAACAACCAAUAGACCGCGAUGCACUGUUAGCAUCGAUACGGGGUGGGGUUAAGUUGCGUAAAGUGGAAACAAAUGAUCGUAGUUCACCGUUUCCGGUUAGCCGUGAUACAUCUCCAGAUCGACAUACUCCAGUGGAACCUGCCAUGGCACCGCCACCGCCUCCCUUACUUGUGCCACCACCACCUCCGAUUCCAUCAGCAGAACCCCUCCGACGAUCACGAUCUCCGAAACCAGCACUGAUGAAGUUAGGCGGUAAAGUUACUGUAGAUCGAGAUGAGUUGUUGCGUUCCAUACGACAAGGCGUCAAACUGAGGAAAACCAUUACAAAUGACAAAAGUUCUGCAAUAAUCAAUGAUGAUGAUUCCGGUGUAAGGUCCCCAGGGCGAUCGUCACCUUCGACGUCAAAUUAUGAGGAUGAUGUUUACGGUAGUCAAAGCCUGAGUGAUCUGUCCAGUAUUGGUACCUCAAGGUUUAGCUCUCUUUCAAAUAUUCCUCCUGAGAGAUCAAAUGACUUGUUCUUUGCUUCACCAGUUGUUCCGGAAGCUGGUAUCAGAAUAGGUGCCACAUCAAAUUCUUCCCACACCUCAUCUCCUACAAAAUCACCAUUAAAUCGACUACCGAUGAUCAAUGUUAGUGUUGAUGUAGAAAAUUAUGACGAUGAUGAUGUUAGUGAAGAAUAUGAACCGGAAACGGUAACAUUGCAAUUAUCAAGAAAGCAGAAAGCUGAUGAAUGCUAUUCGUCACCAAUACCAACUCGUAAACAGAUUGAAGCUGAAAUUCCUGCUGGUUCAGCUCGCGAUCGAAUCAAAAUGUUUGGUGGUACUGAGCGAGAGGAAUCGCAUAGCCCCGUGCGAAACUUAAGCAAAUCCAGGAAAUUAGAUGGGGAAGUAAACAAUAGUGAAUCUAGUAUCUCCCGGAUGAGAAAAUUUUUUGGGGACACAGCUGUGGAACAGUCCCCGACUUCUGCUCCAGCAAAACAUACCAAAGAGCAGGAACAAGCAGCAGCAGCAACAGCUGAAAGCGAAAGUAGUAUCCGGAGAAUGGUUCGUAAAUUUUCCACUGAUGACGAAUCCAAUAAAGCUUCUCAGCCGAUUUGGUAUCAGAAGAAAGAGGAAAAAGUCAUUGAAGAGGGGAAAAAGACACCGUUAGCAAAACAAAAAACCUCAGGUACCAAAGAUUCAGUGAAAAAGAAAUCAAGUACGAAGGGAUCAAAAUUACGACGAAAAUCAUCAGCUAAAAGUGAACAACAAAUAGCAAUAUCCCGAAAAACUUAUGCAGCUCCAACGAAACCUGAAGAAGUCGUAUCGAAACUGUCCCAUGAAAUAGAGGAUGAAACAGAGGAACAAAAUAAUCAUUUGAUACGGGCUGUGCCAAAAGUGGAUAUCUCAAAAUUCAAGGAACGAUUCGAGAAUCCACCUGAAACGUGUUUAACAACCGAAGAAACAGUCAAACCAGGUCGGAUCAAGAAACCGCCAUGGAUCAAAGAUAAUGAAUCGCAGCCACCUCCAUUACUAUCUAUUGCAUGCAAAACUGAAGAAGCACCUCGACCUUCGUGGAAAAGGAUCACUGAAUCGGAUGAAGUUAAGGAUUCACUAAGGAAAACUGAUAUGAAACCAUCUCAUAAGCAGAAUUCAUCGGAUCAUGAAGGAUCUGCAAAGCCUUUGCAUGCUUUAACAUCAACAAAAAGUGGUUCAACUGGUACCACAAAGAAGGCUGUAUCAGGUUUCAAAAAAAACGAUAAAGUGUCACCAGUAUCAUCAUCUUCACCAAUUAAGUCUUCCAAAAAAGACAUGGUAAACGUACCAGUAGUAGUAGAGGAAGAAACUACAAUACCAACAAGAGAAGGUGUUGGACCGUAUCGUUACACACGAAAAACUAGUGCUGCGGAUAAAAAACCAGCAACGAAGAAAAAUUCGAUCAGUUCAAAGGAAACUUCAACAUCUAAUAAUGGAAAUUUAUUGAAUGCGAUAUCAAAACCAUUCGGAACAAAUCUUUCUACAACUGGUCAAACAACUACCAUUGGUGCGGAUGAUAUGAAAGACGAAUCAAAGAUAACACCAACCAGUCGACACUUUGUUUGGAAGAACAAAGUUCAAUCAAAAGUAUCAACAGAUCGAGAACGCGAUGAAGCGUUCGGUGACAGAACAACUACUUCUGCUAAUUCUAAAACAACUACUGUUUAG